Zea mays is the source of this 1944-nucleotide messenger RNA. RefSeq lists its product as uncharacterized. NCBI's taxonomy places the organism in Eukaryota, Viridiplantae, Streptophyta, Magnoliopsida, Poales, Poaceae. Bases 446 to 1606 code for a protein of 386 amino acids. The transcript is spliced from 10 exons. The record is from RefSeq and is marked validated.
UGAAUUCUUGAUCCACUAUUUCGAGGAGAAAGAGGGAGAGAGAUGACUAGCUGUAGUUGAAGCCUUGCAGGUCCACCGUCACCUCGCGCCGCCCGGCGAGUCGCAGGCAUUUGUUUAAGGGAAGGGAUUCUCUUCCGCCGCGGCUGCCUCUGCCUGGCUGGCUGCGUCGCCACACCCCGCGCACAUCGCGCUGCCCAGCUCUGCUGCUGCUGCCGCUGCGUGCGCAUCACUGGAAAGAUGGGCCUGUGGGGACGGGCUCCUUCUUUCCUUCACCGCGCCAUGAAUGAUGCGCCUUUUCUCUGCUGCUUUGCUUCCAUCUGGCUCAGCUCUGUGCCUCUGUCGCCCUUCUCCUUCCUCUCGGUGUCCCCUCUGUCGGUCCAUGCUCGUCUGCUGGCUCCUGCUUGUUGCUUAGGCGUUCUUGGUCAGGUGAGCAGCACUGGCGGCGAUGGCGAAGGAGACGGAGUACUACGACGUUCUCGGCGUCUGCCCCGCCGCAUCCGACGAAGAGAUCCGCAAGGCCUACUACAUCAAGGCGAGACAGGUGCAUCCUGACAAGAAUCCCAACGACCCACACGCGGCCGAGAACUUCCAGGCUCUUGGAGAGGCUUACCAGGUGCUGAGUGACCCUCUGCAGAGGAAGGCCUAUGACGGCUAUGGCAAGAACAGCGUAUCUAGGGAGAACAUACUGGAUGGUACUGUGGUGUUUACCCUUCUUUUCGGGAGCGAGCUGUUCGAGGACUACAUUGGCCAUCUUGCAAUGGCAACAAUGGCUUCCUCCGAGUUGACAAGCGAUAACGACACCCCCGAAAAGCUUCAGGAUAGGCUCAAGAAUGUACAAAGGGAAAGAGAAGAAAAGCUAGCUAGAUUCCUCAAGGAAUUCCUCUCUCAGUAUGUUCGUGGAGACAAAGAAGGAUUUGCUAAUCGUGCCGAAGCUGAGGCAAAGAAGCUCUCAUGCACUUCAUCUGGGUUGGAUAUUCUUCGCACCAUUGGAUAUGUCUAUUCUCGACAGGCAGCAAAGGAGCUUGGCAAGAAGGCCAUGUACCUAGGAGUGCCAUUCGUAGCCGAGUGGGUCAGGAACAAGGGUCAUCUGUGGAAGUCACAGAUCACCGCAGCGAAAGGGGCCUUGCAGCUGUUGCAGUUGCAAGAGGAGGCCUGCCGGCAGAGUAGCAAGGAUGGCAAUGCCACCGAGCAGGAUGUCGACUUGCAGAUGAGGAUGAACAAGGACCUGAUGAUGAGCUCACUGUGGAAGCUGAAUGUUGUGGAUAUUGAAAUGACUCUGUUGCAUGUUUGUGAAAUGGUGCUGUCUGAAAACAAUGUCAAGAAAGAUGAUCUGAAGGCCCGAGCAACGGCCUUGAAAUUUCUUGGGAAAAUAUUUAUGAGGGAAAAGGAGGCAUUGCCAGGGCCAGCACCAGCGCCAGGUCCAUCAGGACCGUCGAAACGAACGGUUCUUGACGACGACAGCAGCUCAGAUGACAGUUCAGAUGAUGACCUGACUCGGACAGCGCCAUACCGGACUCCUGCAUUUACCCAGGGAAUCGGCAGGCUGUUCCGAUGCUUAUGCAAUCCGGCUUAUGAUGUUGAUGAUGAUUUUGAGCCCCACAAAUGAGUCCUAAAGAGGAAGGUACCAAUACCAAUGGAUUUUCCAAAGGUUGGUGACUUUUGUCAAGCGUAUGAUUCAGAACAGUGUGAAUUCGGAUCAUACGUUGUGAUCCUUUGCUUGCCUUGAGGAUACACGUGUAGAUGCUAUUUCAUCUCUGGUGACCAGACCAACAGCUCAGAGAUCCUCAUUUUUUUCCUCCCAUGAACAGUAGACCUCCUCUCCGCUUUUUUUAAUAAAUAGAUCCAACUGAAUCUUGUUGAGCUUAUGUAAUCGCUUGCUAUUGUUGUUGUCAAAAACACAAAGAAGUGAAAGAACAAGUGCCUGUAAAAAUCCAUUUCUGAUCC